This is a messenger RNA of Budorcas taxicolor (takin), 2403 nucleotides long. RefSeq names its product purine rich element binding protein B (gene PURB). The record is from RefSeq and is a predicted model, not a curated record. Gene Ontology annotation, molecular function: purine-rich negative regulatory element binding; RNA polymerase II transcription regulatory region sequence-specific DNA binding; DNA-binding transcription factor activity, RNA polymerase II-specific. Bases 1 to 915 code for a protein of 304 amino acids. Gene Ontology annotation, cellular component: nucleus. The transcript has a single exon. Lineage: Eukaryota; Metazoa; Chordata; Mammalia; Artiodactyla; Bovidae. Gene Ontology annotation, biological process: regulation of transcription by RNA polymerase II.
AUGGCGGAUGGCGACAGCGGCAGCGAGCGCGGCGGUGGCGGGCCCGGCGGCUUCCAGCCCGCGUCCCGCGGCGGCGGCGAGCAGGAGACGCAGGAGCUGGCCUCGAAGCGGCUGGACAUCCAGAACAAACGCUUCUACCUAGAUGUGAAGCAGAACGCCAAAGGCCGCUUCCUCAAGAUCGCCGAGGUGGGCGCGGGCGGCUCCAAGAGCCGCCUCACGCUGUCCAUGGCGGUGGCCGCCGAAUUCCGUGACUACCUGGGCGACUUCAUCGAGCAUUACGCGCAGCUGGGCCCCAGCAGCCCGGAGCAAGUGGCGGCGGCGGCGGGCGCCGAGGAGGGCGGUGGGCCGCGGCGCGCGCUCAAGAGCGAGUUCCUGGUGCGCGAGAACCGCAAGUACUACCUGGACCUCAAGGAGAACCAGCGCGGCCGCUUCCUGCGCAUCCGUCAGACGGUCAACCGCGGCGGCGGUGGCCCCGGACCCGGCGGCCUGCAGAGCGGCCAGACCAUUGCGCUACCCGCUCAGGGCCUCAUAGAGUUCCGCGACGCGUUGGCCAAGCUCAUCGACGACUACGGCGGCGAGGACGACGAGCUGGCGGGUGGCCCGGGCGGCGGCGCCGGAGGCCCUGGGGGCGGCCUGUACGGGGAGCUCCCGGAAGGCACUUCCAUCACGGUGGACUCCAAGCGUUUCUUCUUCGACGUGGGCUGUAACAAGUACGGAGUGUUCCUGCGCGUGAGCGAGGUGAAGCCGUCCUACCGCAACGCCAUCACGGUCCCUUUCAAGGCCUGGGGCAAGUUCGGGGGCGCGUUUUGCCGGUACGCGGAUGAGAUGAAAGAGAUCCAGGAGCGGCAGAGGGAUAAGCUUUAUGAGCGACGCGGCGGGGACGAGUCAGAGGGAGAGGAGGUGGAUGAGGAUUGAAACGCGCGGCUUCCUCCCCUACGGGCCUCCCCACCCCACCACCGUCUCCUUGGCUAGAGAGCUCCCCUUCCUAUUCAUCCCCAGUGAGCUAGUGGAGGGGAAGCAAGGGAGCCCCCGGAGGGGGAAAACAAUUUUAAAUAAUAUAGUUAAUUAAGAGAAAUAACCGUAAGAGAACAGUCAGGACAAUUAGAGAAAAGCGGUAAAGUUCCAAGGAAUUGACAGCAACCUGCAAAGAGAGGACAACAGUGUCUCCUCACCUGAGCAGAAGUCUCAGCUUCUUUUCCUUCCCAGCUAAGAUUCCUAAAUCCAUCGGGAUAACCCUGGAUGGGAGAGAUCCUGCACGCUGGCCAAGGAACACCUCGAGUUACCCAGACCCGUUGAUGACAGCUCGAUUUGUGUUAUAUUUGGGUAACCUGGUCUAAAGAUCUUUCUAGACCUCAUUGUUGCAGUGUCUAUCCCUUCACCUCCAUUGAAAUCAGCGUUUUGGAUCUAGAUCUUCAUGGAAUUCUUGCGAAGAGAGAGGCCUUUGCAGUUACCCAGUCCUGAGGGUACAAGUUUCAUGAAAAGGAAUGCAACUUUACGUAAUCAUAGACAGGGCAAAAUAAGAAUUCAAGAAGCCACCAGGGACAGAAACAAAUUGGAUCCAGUUUUAAAUGGUUUUGCAUAGAACCUGGACAAAGGCCCAUGUCUUGUCUUUGCAGAAUUGUUUUCCGGGAUGCAAAUGGAUUCAGAUGUCAGUCCUUGAACUAGAAUCCCUUACUAUAAUGUUUUGGAAGUUGGCAGAUUUUUUUCAAAGAUAAAAGCAGUUUUACAUUGGGGGUUGCUGAGGUAGGCACAAGAAGAAAUCAGGCAUAAAGCACAAGGAAAACUGUUUGAGUGGAUUGGUUGCUGCUCACUAAAGUUCUUCCCCGAUCUCCAAAUAUGGAGGUCAUGGCUUAGAUAUGAAUGAGAGCCAGAUACCCGUGGCUCCACUGUGUGAGCCAGUGAAUUAUGGCUAAUUCGGCUGUUUCGGCCACUGGUUGGCUGGAUUUUAAACCAUAAAACUUGAACAUCUUUACAAAAGGAACAUUGUGGCUACAAGCCUGAGCUUUAAUGGAAUAUAAGUCCACACAGAAAAGUUGAAAGUAACCAAAACUGAAGUCAUCUACCUUCAGUUUAAUCUGUGGAUUUGUUCAAAUACUAAAGAUCCUCAGGUCCAGAAUUCCAGCAUCAUUUAUUCUUUUAAAAUAAAUUUUUAAGAACUUGGUCCAUUGUAUCAGUACCUCACAAUCAAAGUUGGCAAAUGAUGGGUGAGUGAUUCAAGCAGCGUGCCCUUUGAAGCUGAAAUCCAUUUGAAUGGAGCUGAAAUGAACGUGAAUAUGCUGACUAUAUCCUGGAAGCAUUUUUAUACCAUCUUGAAAUUUCAACAAACUGGCUUUUGCCAGUUUAUCCAGCUGUCUUUCAAGAAUAAAAGUUGGGGUUUUCAAGGAUCGCCUCUUCUAUAUUUUA